AUGACAAGUCAAGCGCAGGAUGUGAACUUCGAUUGCUCGGAGAAGGGCAUCGAGGCUCGCCUGGUGCAGAGCAUGGACAGCUCCCAUGUGGCCUUGGUCUCCGUACUGCUGCGGGAGUGUGCCUUUCAGGAGUUCAAGUGCGACCGCGCGGUGUCCUUGGGCAUGAACAUCGACUCCCUCACCAAGAUCCUGAAGAUGACCGGGGCCAAUGACUCCCUGAAGAUCAAGCACCAGCAGGACGCGGACACCGUGAACUUCCAGUGCGAGGGCUCGGACGACCGCAUCUGCGACUUCGACCUGAAGCUCAUGCAGAUCGAGAGCGAGCACAUGGAGAUCCCGGAGCAGCAUUACAAGGUGGUGGCGCGUCUGCCCUCCGCGGAGUUCCAAAAGAUCUGCCGGGACCUGAAGGAGUUCGGGGAGACGAUCCAGAUCAGCGCCAGCAAGGAGGGCCUGAAGUUCAUGGUGCAAGGGGACCUGGGCAGCGGCAACGUGGUGCUGAAGCCGCGGCAGGGGGAGAAGCCGGAGGACACGGUGACCUUGACGGUGCACGAGCCGGUGAGCGCCACCUUUGCGCUGCGAUACCUCGUGAACUUUGCCAAGGCGGAGAAGCUCUGCGGCGCGGUGGAGCUGGGCCUGGGCCCCGAUGCCCCGCUCCUGGUGAAGUAUGACUUGGAGUCCGCGGACAAGGGGCACAUGCAGUUCUAUCUGGCGCCCAAGAUCGACGAGUGA
Molecule: messenger RNA, 729 nt
Organism: Effrenium voratum
Lineage: Eukaryota; Dinophyceae; Suessiales; Symbiodiniaceae
Source: the annotation of a GenBank genome assembly